Messenger RNA from Salvia miltiorrhiza (redroot sage), 856 nucleotides. RefSeq lists its product as uncharacterized. Lineage: Eukaryota; Viridiplantae; Streptophyta; Magnoliopsida; Lamiales; Lamiaceae. Bases 188 to 664 code for a protein of 158 amino acids. The transcript is spliced from 6 exons. The record is from RefSeq and is a predicted model, not a curated record.
AUUCGAUGUUGGAUAUUUUGCUUCCCCUAAUGCUAGCAAAUAUUAAGGGGCCUCAUCUGUUGAGCCCAAGCCCAGAGUGUUGACCGUUGCCCAUAAACCUGCAGCUGGAAUGCCGCAGUGAAGCAGAAUUGACGAAUUGGAUCAAUUGGAGGAGAAGAGAAAUUCGUUGAUCGAAUUAGGCAGAUUGAUGGGGACGCGUGAGGUGUACGAAGAGAAGCUGCGGAGAGGGAAUCUCCACCACGAUCCCACCAUCCAACCAGGCCUCGGCACCCCCCGCUGCCCGCGCUGCCUUUCUCUCUUAAACCCUGCUAAGGAAAAUUCCGAAUGGCAGAUCACUCCGGUUCUGCACGACGUCACUACCGUGGCUGGCUCUGGGGUUGGUGGUCUGCUUAGUGCAGUUCAUGGUUUUAACACAGGAAUUCCUUAUUUCCAAAACCGUGUGAAGGGACCUAAGUGGCUUCCAUUUGUUAUUGGGCUUCCUCCUCUUCUGAUGUUUUCUGCAGCUAGUGCUGCUUUUGGAGGCUAUGCUCUACCUAAGUUCAGUCAACUCAUUGUGACAUCUUAUUAUGCUUCUUCAAGCGUUUCCCAUUACGGCAUUUCAUUGCUCACAAGACAUAUUGAAGACAAUCACAUCUCUAAAGUUCAACAGAAGCAGCUUCCAUGAUUGGCUGGAGGGGUUUAUAAUCAUAGCUACUUGGUUCAGUUUUGUAUUUUAGUGUACUUACAAAUUACAAUUACUUGUAACUGGAACUAUCAUGUAAAUUUAUAAACAAUAACUUUCUAUCUGUUUGACUGGCUUGUACACUCAACUCUUUAAUCUGCUAUUUUGGGCCAUAUGAUGAUCAUAUUUGAGUUA